This is a messenger RNA of Fonsecaea monophora, 1767 nucleotides long. RefSeq lists its product as hypothetical. Bases 1 to 1767 code for a protein of 588 amino acids. The transcript has 14 exons. Gene Ontology annotation, molecular function: transmembrane transporter activity. Gene Ontology annotation, biological process: transmembrane transport. The record is from RefSeq and is a predicted model, not a curated record. NCBI's taxonomy places the organism in Eukaryota, Fungi, Ascomycota, Eurotiomycetes, Chaetothyriales, Herpotrichiellaceae.
AUGGGGUCCAAGCUUGACGGCAACGAUGAAAACGCAGGCACGGCGGUCCAGGUUGAAUCCUCCUCAAUUUGUUCGACAAAAGAGACGUUGCCGCCACAGCCAGCGGCCCCUCACAAGAUCUCCCUGUCGACAUAUCUCGCAAUAAUAUCAUUCUGGUUUCAUUAUGCAGCGGCCAACGUGGCCAUUGUCAUGAUCUCGGCCGUCAUUGCAAAUAUAAAUCAAGAUAUAGGCCCAAGCCCCGUCUACACAUGGCUUGCGUCAAGUCUGGCUCUGGCCUCGAGCAUCAGCGUAGGAGUUGCUGGGACUGUGACUGACCUCACCGGACGACGAGGAUAUUCGAUCCUAUUCGGACUCGUUGGGAUUGUGGGAUGCAUCGUGGCUGUCACGUCCAAGAAUAUCAGCCAGUUGAUCGGCGCCAACGUUCUCGUCGGUCUCUACAUCGGCUCCAGCGAGAACAGUCUAUCAGCCGUUUCGGAAUUGGUGACGCACAACCAACGCGGUGCUGUCAUGGCUUGUUUCAAUGCUGGGAUCGGCGUCUUUACCGUCUUUGGUUCCUUGAUAGCUCAUGCCAUGGUGAGGAAUGGGUCCUGGAGAAGCAUUUAUUACCUUGUCAUCGCCCUGGACGUGGCCGGCACCGUCGCCCUCUUCUUUCUAUAUCAUCCACAAGCUCCCUUGGCCGGGUUCAGCUCGUAUCGAUCACUGGUCAGAGGCUUCGAUUGGUUUGGCCUCCUUGGACUGAUGACGGGCCCUACACUCCUACUACUGGCCAUCACAUGGCUGGGUGGAACAUACCCGAUAUCAGAUGUUCGCGUGUUGACGACGUUGAUCAUUGGCAUCGUCGCGAUUGCCCUGCUCGGAGUCUAUGAGGCCUUUGUGCCCGAAAAUCCCCUCCUCCAUCCUCAUCUUUUCCGCCGUAUCCGGACUUUUACUCUGAUUCUCAUCGUCACCAUCGUGGGAGGCAUGCUAUACUACUCGCUCUUGUCCUUCUUCCCCCUCUACCUGUCCCUGAUCUACGUCAACGACCCCUCGGACGACAUCAAGAUCGGGGUCUACAACAUCCCCUUGCAAGCGGGCAGCUUAUUUGGCGGGGUGACCACCUUCUGGGCUCUUCCCAAGCUGCGAAAACCCCGACCAAUGCUGAUCAUCGCGGUCUUUGUUCAGCUCCUCUUCAUCGCCCUCAUGGCUAUACCCAGAUCAUCUGUCUCUCUCUCGGUCCUCCUGAUCCAGUUUUCAGUCCCGGACAAAUACAUCGGUUUCGCAGGGGGCAUGCUGUCGCUGUUCCGGUUCGGCGGAGGCGCCGUCGGCACGGCCGUCUACUCGUCCAUCUUCUCGUCGAGGAGCGCCGACAAGGUCCCCGCCUACGUGGCCGCGGCGGCACUGCGAAGCGGCCUGCCGAGUUCGUCGGUCGAUCAGCUCUUGGGGGCCAUGUUGACCGCGACGGGGGGCCCCGUCACCGACGUCCCGGGAUACACGGCCGAGAUUGGCGUCGCGGUCAGCCACGCCGUCAAGUCUGCGUACGUCGCGUCGUUUAGAUACGUCUGGCUCUCGUCCAUCGCAUUCGGCGCCGUCUCUCUCAUCUGCACCAUCUUUGUCAAAGACCUCAGUCACCAGCUCAACGACACGGUCGCCAUCAAGCUGAAAAAGGAACAACAACAAGAACAACAAGAACAAGAACAAGAACCCGUCGCGGAAACGGAAACGGAAAUGGAAAGGAAAACGGUCGUGGGGAAAGAAGACGACGACGAGUUGGACACCAAGACGAAUUAG